UGCGCACUUCAAGCAUUUGCCUAGUGUGUUAACACGCUUUUGCUCUGUUCUCACGUUGGGGGAAAAUUCGGAUUUACAAUCACAUUGCAAAUCUAUAAAACCGAUUAUCCUUAGACAUGGGAGGUCAGGCAAAGAGCAGUAAGAAGAACAACAAACCGAAGAGGAAAAACCAUCGAACUAAAAAGGCAGAUGCUGGAGGAUUUGUUGAUUUGUCACCUCAAGAAAGGAUGAAGCUAAGAAUGCACGAGAAAGCUAAGAAGAAGACAUCCCAGAAAUAUUCAGUGGAGCAACUACUUGAGAAGACUGAAGAAUACAUGGACAGCUUUGACUUUGAGAUGGCUGGCCUCUUCUGUCAGCGAGCCUUGGAUGUGGACCCCAACAACCUGCAAGCACUUGACAUGCAGGGACACAUCUGCUCUGAGUUGGGAGACACACAGAAAGCCAAAGGAGUUUUCCUUCGUGCAGUGGAGCUGAGUCCAGAUGAAGGCCACAGUAAAUACAUGUACCUUGGACAAAUCCACACCGGAUUGGAGGCUGUAGGUUACUACACUAAAGGGAUACAAGUACUACUGUCAACAUUGGAGAAACAAGAAACAGCUCAAGCUGGAGCUGCUGCAGCUGCAACAGUUGAAGAUAAGGAACCGCCAUCUGAAAAGGAUGUCAGUGUGGCGUACUGCUCUAUUGCGGAGAUUUAUUUAACAGAUCUCUGCAUGGAAGAGGGUGCUGCAGACAAGUGCCGGGAGUCUAUUGAGAUGGCAUUAAAGUAUCAGCACGACAAUCCCGAGGCUCUACAGCUUAUGGCCAGUUACCUGUUUAGUACAGAGAGAAACCAGGAGGGCAAAGAGUACCUGUUGAAAAGCGUUGGAACUUGGCUCCCAGCACAAAAGCAGAGCACAUCCUCCUCCAGCACAGAGGAAGACGUGCAGAAAGACAUCCCUCCAUACGAGUCCCGCAUCACCACAGCCAAACUACUCAUGGAGUGUGAGGAGUACGAGAUGGCGGUAGAUGUUCUGGAGGGUCUUCUGGAAGAAGAUGAUGAAGUUGUGCAGGUAUGGUAUCUCUCUGGCUGGGUAUGCUACCUGCAGUUGGAAAAAGCAAAGGAGCAGCAAGAAACCGAGGGAAGAGAAGUGACAGAGGAGGAAAGGGAGGAAUGGAAAGCUCUACAGGAGGCAGCCAGAUCCUACCUGACUAAUGCAAAGAAACUGUACAGUAAGCUGCGAUGUGAUGAUAAGCCGAUGUUGGAGCACACUGAGCAGCUGCUGGCUGAACUAGGAGGAGAUAUGGAGCCACAGGAAGGAGAUGAAGCCUUGGAUGAUGACUACGAGCCCUGCAGUGAUGAGGAUGAGAACAAUGAUGCAGAAGCUCCCAUGGAGCACUGAACUCACCACCUCGCCUCUUCUUAUCUGUUUUCCCAUCACACCUUCCAGCAGAUUUUGUAUGCUAUCUACAGUGCCUUUCUAAAUGUAUUUUUUCCUUUCUUGCCACCUUAUCAAAGAUUAAACCGAUAUACACAAGUGUGGAAUUAAAAGCUGCAGUCAGUCUUUCAGUCAAGUUUCUAAAUGCUUUUUGAUAAACAAGUGCGUACCUGAGUGAUGCUUCCUCUAAUCUCCUUGAAAGAUAGAUACAAGUGAAAGUUUUAAAGCUUUAAUUCUCAUCAGCAGCAAAACACCUUUGAAUGAUUUCACCUCUCACCCACGCAUGGUUUCAACACACACGCACAUGCGUGGGCGCGCACAAGCACAAAAACCGCAAAAGAAGCACAUUAAUGACCCUAUUUGGUUCUGACAACCGCAGCAUUUGUAUUUUUCAAACUCAACAAGUGAAGCAUCUCAUUCAUCUGUUUUAAAAUGUACAACUGGGAAGUUUUUAUGUGCUUUACAUGUCAUUUUUAGUGCUGAAGGUUUAAGUUCAGUGUUUUUAUUGUGAUGUUUCACAGUAUAUGUUCCAGCUUCAUUUUCUCUGCUGACUCACUGCGCUGAAAAAACAGAGAUUUGACAUUUACUUAUGCAGAGUGUCUCUCUGCUCGACUGUUCAAGUGACUUGCAUAAAGCCUCUCUGAAUGCAGGAACGGGCAGCAGUCUUUUUAAAUGAGUUUUCAAGUAGCUCUCUUAGCAUUCGCUUGCCGUUAUGGACAUGAAAGCACGGGUUCGUGUAACGGCGUGGCACAAUAACAGACAACACUGUCAGCUCUCUCGUUUUUUUACAUUUCUGCAUCCAGGUGAGGAGUUUGUAUAUCAAAGGAUUGAACUAUUGGGAAGGAUUUUUGAGUGUCUCAACAGAGACUCAACUGUGUUUUUUUUCUGUUUUUACUUUUGUGGUAAGAACACAGUUACAGCAUAUCAGUUUAUUGGUUAAUUUUACUUUUAUAAAUGAAAUUAGUUGAAAUCUGAACAACAGACAGCUAUGCAAGUCCAGGAGGAAUAAUAUUUAAAUUACAGUUUGUUUUUUUCAAUCAUCCAUCAUAACUUCAGUAGGUUUUUAUUUCAAGCUUAGACACUUAAACGAUAUCUAUGUUAUGGAGUAAAUAAACAUUAUAUUCUAAGAUUGAAAAAAAGUUUAGUGGAACAUGUCAGAUCUCCACAGUAGAUUUUAUUUCAAGGUCUUAAUAAUUAAAGAACUGUUCAUAAAGCAAUGUGAAAGUAAAAAAAAUAAAGAACAUGUUGGGAUUUUCUAAAC
Oryzias latipes (Japanese medaka) is the source of this 2676-nucleotide messenger RNA. NCBI's taxonomy places the organism in Eukaryota, Metazoa, Chordata, Actinopteri, Beloniformes, Adrianichthyidae. The record is from RefSeq and is a predicted model, not a curated record.